AUGUUCUUUUUGAAUUUUCGUCGUCUGCCUAAUACGGAUUACAAUAAUUUAUCAUCAAAUAAUGUCAUUCCCAUAGGAAGAGCUUUUUAUCUAAACGGUUCGGGUGGAAAAAUUGGGGUUUGGCAUAUUCUUCCGAGUGAACUAUCGAAAGAAUAUCGGUCAAAUGGUGUUCAUCCUACGAAUGAUGAACUUGAAAAAACCUUGAGCCAGAGAAAUUAUAAAAUAAUUUUCUACGCGCAUGGCAAUUCUUUUGAUCGUACGUUCUACCAUCGUGUUGAACUCUAUAACUUAUUAUCCAAUAUGAAUUUCCACGUAAUUUGUUUUGAUUAUCGAGGUUAUGGCGAUUCUGAUGGCUCCCCUACUGAACCAGGAAUUGUGUCGGACGCUCGGGUAGUUUAUGAUUAUAUCCAGUCAAAGGUUGGAAAUAAUCCCAUCAUUGCAUGGGGUCAUUCAAUGGGAACAGGUGUUUGUUGUAAAGUCGUUCGUGAUUUGUCUGUCGAAGAAAAAGCGCCACUUGGGUUAAUCUUGGAAUCACCUUUCAAUAAUCUUCAAGAUGCAGUUGUAAAUCAUCCAAUUUUUACGGCAUUUUCCUGGAUGAAUAAGACAAUGGUUCGCUACAUCUUCAUCAAACCAUUAAACAGUGUUGGUCUCACAAUGCUUUCCGACGAAAGAAUAAAAUUAAUUACUUGUCCAAUUCUGAUACUCCAUGCAGAGGACGAUAAAAUUCUUCCGGCCAAAUUAGGAAAAAAACUUUAUGAAGCCGCCCGAUCGGCCAAACGUCAAGUGGAAUAUCAGGAAUUUAGCGCUUCUCAUCAAUAUGGUCACAAAUUUAUCUGUCGGGCUCCAGAUUUGUCGAACAUAAUUCAAGCAUUUGUUGAAAAGUUGAGUAAAUCUCAAUGA
Messenger RNA from Caenorhabditis bovis, 900 nucleotides. Lineage: Eukaryota; Metazoa; Nematoda; Chromadorea; Rhabditida; Rhabditidae. The record is from the annotation of a GenBank genome assembly.